Messenger RNA from Nerophis lumbriciformis (worm pipefish), 1032 nucleotides. The record is from RefSeq and is a predicted model, not a curated record. NCBI's taxonomy places the organism in Eukaryota, Metazoa, Chordata, Actinopteri, Syngnathiformes, Syngnathidae.
AUGCCUUCGUCUCAAGAGCAAGCGUCGCGCGACGCCCUGUCGCGACCGAUGACCGACCUUCGCAUCUCGGUCACGGACCGCUGCAACUUUCGCUGCACCUUCUGCAUGCCGGCAGAGCAGAAGUACGAUUUCUUGCCCAAGCCGCAGAUCCUGACCUUCGAGGAGAUCGAGCGUCUGGCGCGGGUCUUCGCCGGAUUGGGGGUGCGCAAGCUGCGCCUGACCGGUGGUGAGCCGCUGCUGCGCUCGCAGGUCGAGCGGCUGAUCGAGCGCCUGGCGCGGCUUGACGGCUUCGACGAUCUGGCGCUGACCACCAACGGUUGGUUACUGGCCGACAAAGCCGAGGCCUUGGCGGCAGCCGGGCUCGAUCGGGUGACGGUGAGCUUUCACUCGCUCGAUCCAGAGGUGUUCGGCCGUCUGAACGGUCUCGGGCUCGAUCUCGACCGGGUGCUUGGUGGCCUGCGAGCCGCGGUGCGGGCCGGGUUGGGACCGGUGAAGCUCAACGUGGUGGCGGUACGCGGCACCAACGAUCACGAGAUCGUCGAGCUGGCUCGCUUUGCCCGCCAGGGUGGCUACGUGGUGCGAUUCAUCGAAUACAUGGAUGUCGGCACGGUGAACCAAUGGGACCCCGAGGCAGUGAUCUCGGCGCGGCAGAUCGUCGAAGAGAUCGAUGCUGUCUGGCCACUCGAAGCGAUCGGCCGCGAGCAUCCCGGCGAGGUCGCCACCCGCUACCGCUACCGUGACGGUGGUGGCGAAAUCGGGGUGAUUCCCUCGGUCACGCAGCCUUUCUGUGGCGACUGCUCGCGAGUACGCCUGUCGGCCGAAGGCAAGCUCUACACCUGUCUAUUCGCGGCCGUCGGUCACGACCUCAAGACGCUGCUACGCAGCCCGGCGAGUGACGCCGCGCUGGCCGAGCACAUUGGCGAGAUCUGGCGCCGACGUACUGACCGCUACUCCGAAGAGCGCACCGCGGCACUCAAGGCUGGCCGUUUCGUGCCGGCCGAGAAAGUGGAGAUGUUCCGCAUCGGGGGUUGA